AUGAUCCCACCACCUGUUUUCAACAAGCUCCCUGACCUGCAAUUCCGCGCAGGAAAAAUGAAAUAUGCAGGCGGAAUUGUAACAGCCGACAAGAGAAAGGGUUACCUUACAUUUUUUUCGGCUGGCACAAGCGCUGUUGAGAUGAUCUGGGCAUCCGAGUCCGAGAAAUCGGCACCCAUUGUGUUGCCUCGCGGAAAGACCACCGUUAGUUUUGUGGCCCAGUGCAAGACCGGACGUGUGCUUUUAUUCGAAGCAAAUGUGAAUGACGAGAAAAAACAAUAUUUCUUCUGGCUGCAGGAUAAAUCGGAGCAGAAGGACAGUGCUUAUUUGGCGGCCCUGGAGAGCAUGCUCGCAGAGCGCACGGCUAACAAUCGACCAAAGGCAACCGUCAACCUUGAAGAUUUCAAAAAGAUUUUGGCGUCAGUGUCCAAGUCGAAGAAGGAUAUCAAGCUGACUGACGUUUUGUCCUCCUCUAUUGUGAGUGAAGAACUGAGCAGUGACCCCACCUAUUACAAAGCAAAACUCGCGGACUACUUGCCGAGAGAUGGUGGAGAGCAGGAUGACAUCCUCUCUCAAGUGAAAAACCCGCAAGUUUCACAAGCAGUAACAAUGCUUGAGGCUGCAUUACAAGACCCUGCAACUUACAGACAGCUCUGUGCCUCAUUUGGUGUUCCUGAUACCGACCCUAACGGAGGUGUAUUGGCGUUUCUCAACGGAAUUAUUGCGGCAGCGAAGAAGCCCUGA
Messenger RNA from Leishmania braziliensis MHOM/BR/75/M2904, 744 nucleotides. RefSeq lists its product as hypothetical. Gene Ontology annotation, molecular function: endopeptidase activator activity; ubiquitin binding; proteasome binding. Gene Ontology annotation, cellular component: proteasome regulatory particle, lid subcomplex; cytoplasm; nucleus. Gene Ontology annotation, biological process: ubiquitin-dependent protein catabolic process. Lineage: Eukaryota; Euglenozoa; Kinetoplastea; Trypanosomatida; Trypanosomatidae. The transcript has a single exon. The record is from RefSeq and is a predicted model, not a curated record. The coding region runs from base 1 to 744 and encodes 247 amino acids.